UGUUCUCCUCUUCACCUGCCUCUACAUACUGUCCUACCUCAUCCUCACCCAUUUCAAGAAGAAUGCAGACUAUAUCACCACUGAUGACAUUGAAGAUGCGACCGUCAACAAAAUUGCGCUGUGGCUGUGUACAUUCACCCUCUCUGUGGCUGUGUACAUUCACCCUCUCUGUGGCUGUGUACAUUCACCCAGGCUGUGGCUGUGUACAUUCACCCAGGCUGUGGCUGUGUACAUUCACCCAGGCUGUGGCUGUGUACAUUCACCCAGGCUGUGGCUGUGUACAUUCACCCAGGCUGUGGCUGUGUACAUUCACCCAGGCUGUGGCUGUGUACAUUCACCCUCUCUGUGGCUGUGUACAUUCACCCUCUCUGUGGCUGUGUACAUUCACCCUCUCUGUGGCUGUGUACAUUCACCCAGGCUGUGGCUGUGUACAUUCACCCUCUCUGUGGCUGUGUACAUUCACCCAGGCUGUGGCUGUGUACAUUCACCCUCUAUGUGGCUGUGUACAUUCACCCAGGCUGUGGCUGUGUACAUUCACCCAGGCUGUGGCUGUGUACAUUCACCCUCUCUGUGGCUGUGUACAUUCACCCUCUCUGUGGCGGUGUACAUUCACCCAGGCUGUGGCUGUGUACAUUCACCCUCUCUGUGGCUGUGUACAUUCACCCUCUCUGUGGCUGUGUACAUUCACCCAGGCUGUGGCUGUGUACAUUCACCCUCUCUGUGGCGGUGUGUGCUGUGCUGCUCCUCCCCAUCUCCAUCCUGUCCAAUGAGGUGCUGCUCACCUUCCCUCACAGCUACUACAUGCAGUGGCUCAAUGGAUCACUCAUCCACGGCUUAUGGAACCUAGUGUUCCUGUUCUCCAACCUGUCCCUGGUCUUCCUCAUGCCCUUCGCCUACUUCUUCACUGAGUCGGAGGGCUUCGUGGGCUGUAAGAAGGGGGUGAUGGCGCGGGUGUAUGAGACGGCGGUGGUGUUGCUGCUGCUCACUCUGCUGGUGCUGGGCAUGGUGUGGGUGGGUGUUGCCCUGCUGAACAACACGGCCAGGGAGAGCCUCUACGACGUGUGGGAGUGUUACCUGCCCUACCUCUACUCUGCCAUCUCUCUGUUUGGAGUGCUCCUGCUCCUGUUGUGCACUCCCUUCGGGCUGUCCCGCAUGUUCAGUGUCACUGGGAGCCUACUGGUCAAACCAGGGCUGUUGGAGAAUGUGGAGGUGGAGAUGAACUGUGCUGCAUUCGAGGAGGCUUCUCUCUCCAGGAAACUCAACAGAGGUAGCACGUCAUGCAGAAUCAGUGUAAACGUGGAGCCUUUGAGGAUGCAGUUCCUCGGCAUCCAGGCCAAACGCAUCGCCCUCCAGAUGCGGAGGAGAGCAUCACCAUGGCAGCGGAACCUGUUCUACCCUCUGGCCAUGCUCUUGCUCCUAGCUCUAACGGUGGUGUGUGUGUUGAUGGUAUGUUUCCACGUUCUGGAGCUCCUGUUUGACGAGACGGCCAUGCCCAGAGGAAUGGGGGACCCUCGUCUGGGGACAACUUCCUUCUCCAUGUUUGGUUCUCUGGGAGCAGCAGUGCAGGUGAUUCUCAUCAUGUACCUGAUGGUGUCGUCUGUGGUGGGCUUCUACAGUUCUCCUCUCUUCGCCUUCCUGCUGCCCCACACUCAGGACACCAACCUCACACAGAUCAUUGGGAACUGUGUCUCUCUUCUGGUCCUCAGCUCAGCACUGCCAGUCUUCUCUCGUACUCUGGGCAUCACACGGUUUGACCUGCUGGGAGACUUUGGGAGGUAUAACUGGCUGGGGAACUUCCACAUAGUGUUCCUGUACAACAUUUUGUUCGCUGGCCUCACCUCUGCUUGCCUCAUCAACACUCUCACCUGGACUGUGCAGAGAGAACUCAUACGUGCCUUUGGUCUCCACAACCUGCCUCUGACUGUGUCCCGCACCACCAUCCCCCUCAAGCUCCUCCUGGACAAUGGCCUGUCAAAGAUCCAGUGACUGACAUUCCCUUGACCAAUCAAUUGUCAUCUCUAACACCCGACCGGGACCUAAGUCUCCUGAAGAGCAUUCCCAUUGGAACAAAAGGCACCUUGUCUUCAGUCCUCCAGCCUAUCGGUGUCUGGAUCACCAGAAUGAAAAGACAGAAGUGGAGGAGUAGAAGUGCAGUUUGGCCAAUGGUGCAGUAGAGCGCUGCUCACUGACUAAUCACCAAUUAAUACAAGUUGACCUGGGGAAUCAAUUUAAAUCGUCUCAGACUACAAUACUGGGGUUAUAUUGGAAUCAUUGUGCACAGUAAUCUGAGCCAAAAACGAGAUGUUCUGGAACCAAUAAAAGAUUCUGGAACUGAAAAAGGGCUCUAAUCUGUAUCAGGGUUCUUGUUGACAUUGUGACAUCAUACAGAGCAUCCUGGAUGUCCUAAUGCCUUGUGAGAAACUCUGUGGGUUUGAGAGGUUGAGCUGGGACUGACUUACUUUACUCUUUGGACACACGUGUCAAAGCUAUUUUGGAACAUUACAUUGUGACUGACUGACAUUUCCUUUUCCUGCUCUGGGGUUCAGCGUUUGAAUAGUCUCUCGCUCGCUGCCGCCUCCCCCCUCAUGUUAAACCACUCUUUUUGGGCCUCACUCAUCCUGUGAAUCCCACUUCCAUGUUUUUUAAGACGUCUGUCUGUAAUGGUGUUGUGUUUGUUAAUGAGAGGAGGAUGUUUUAAAAUGAGGUUUGAGGGAUCACUCACUCUAUUCUACAUAUCUUCAUAUCGUGGAGGAAGAGAACGGGACAGGAAAGGGUUGUGUUCAUUAGGUUACAUUUGAAAACUUUUUGCAACAGAAAAAAGUUUGCGUUUCGGUCUUUUUCUUUUCUUCCAUGUGGUGCCUAAUGAACACGACCCAUGACUUGUUUUUAAACUCAUCACUUGGAAUUAGUGAAUGAUACAUGAAAAAAUACCUUAACACAUAUAGAUGAUUUAAUUUUUUAAGGAGGUUGUGUCAUUGGUCGUAUAAUGGCAUUUCUGUUUACUUUUUCUCAUGGGUUUUUAACCCCCUAAAGGAGAGCUUCCUAAAUGCAAAGUGACGCUCACUAGUUUUGGGUAUCCUGCCUUGGACCAAUCUUACUGUGAAUGUUUUUAAUGUUUGUUAAUAUUAACCUAAGUGCAAUACUGGUUACUGUCCACUGCCAAUUCCAGAUGUUUUUUCUGUUCAAUUCAUAUUGGAAUAGUCUAAAUGAUCUGUGGCUUUGUUUUUAUUUGUGUCAUGGUUCUCCUUUGCUGUAUCAGCAUGUUAAGUUGUGGUAGUAUUCUUUAUUAUUAGCUGAUAGUCAGAGUUCUGUUCCGUUCAUCACCAGCAGGGGGCAGGGUCUCCAAAUUCACCAAACUCACCUGGCAGCCUGCUGAACGUUUACCUGAAGUUAUUUUAUCCUUGAUCAAUGGUCAGUCAUUAAAGUUGACUAAUUUCACUAGCCUGGUCCCAGAUCUGUUUGUGCCAUCUUGCCAACUCCUUUGCCACUCAUUGUCAUACUAAACAGCAUUAAGAUUCCAUAAGAAUUUGGCAAGUGAGCAGAAACAGAUCUGGCACCCAUCAAUUCAAUAUAUUCUUUGGGGAGCACAAUGUUUGAGUGGGCUGGUUACUUAGGGGUGAUAAUGUUAAAGUGCUACUCUUUUUAUUAGUUAAUCAAGGGCAUUUUUUACUGUGAGACUGCAGAACCUCUUUAAUCUGGGAGCUGAUGGACAUUUUAUUUUGUAUUGUUUAAAAACGCUAACGUAAUGAGAAUGUGACCGUAGGUGUUGCUUUCAGCAAUUAUAUAUAUUUUUUAUGUACUAGGGAGGAAAAAGGACAAAUGUAUUGCAUUUUCCUAUACAUAGUCUGUCAUCUGGAUUGGUAUGAAUAAUAAGACUGUUUAGAGUGCAGUUAGAUCUAGAGUACAUCUAUAAAUCAUCGGGUCUCAUUGUCCAGCCCAUCCCGGUUCCGGGCUGUGUGAUUGCGAGUGUCGGCCCAUCCUGUGCCAGUGUGUCUGUCUUCUGAGUGUCGUGUGCGUGUCUGUCCUCUGUCCCUCCACCCUUAGUCGCCUUGCUUUAAUCAGGUCCAGAACAAAGCUGUUGUAUUUUGUCCUGUUUGUCAUCAGAGGCCGUCCCUGACGCCGCUACAACCCAAGAGGAGACUCUCGAGCGCGCUCUCCUUCACCACCACCCACCUAAUCCUCUUUUUCCUCCACCAGUUUUCCUUGCAUAUUAUUCAUUUCCUCUUGGAAGGAAGAAAAAUAAAUCAUUGUUUCUCCUUGA
Molecule: messenger RNA, 4261 nt
Organism: Oncorhynchus kisutch (coho salmon)
Lineage: Eukaryota; Metazoa; Chordata; Actinopteri; Salmoniformes; Salmonidae
Product: limb region 1 homolog-like protein
Exons: 12
Coding region: 802-1986 (394 amino acids)
Biological process (GO): receptor-mediated endocytosis; signal transduction
Cellular component (GO): plasma membrane
Molecular function (GO): transmembrane signaling receptor activity
Source: RefSeq, a predicted model, not a curated record